Monodelphis domestica (gray short-tailed opossum) is the source of this 3162-nucleotide messenger RNA. RefSeq names its product carbohydrate sulfotransferase 8 (gene CHST8). Gene Ontology annotation, biological process: proteoglycan biosynthetic process; carbohydrate biosynthetic process. NCBI's taxonomy places the organism in Eukaryota, Metazoa, Chordata, Mammalia, Didelphimorphia, Didelphidae. The record is from RefSeq and is a predicted model, not a curated record. Gene Ontology annotation, molecular function: sulfotransferase activity. Gene Ontology annotation, cellular component: membrane.
CCCACUUCCUCCCCUUCUGUUUUGCCUCGUUCCAAAGCCCACCCAGCUUCAUCCCUCACCAUUUCGCCCGGCCUCAAACCCUAACCUAGCCCUGAAGUCCACUUGGGAUUCCCAGAUUGCGUCCCUAGUAGGAACGCAGGCGCUGACUCUGACACUCCGAGAGCUCGGCGCGACGCCGCGCCCGGAAGCCCGCACCUUUGCGCCCCGCGCAGCGCACCUCGGCACACCCCAGCGCUGCGGCCAGGAGCGAGCCUCUGGCCUCCCCAGAGGCAGAAGCAAAGGCUAGGGGACCGAACGGCACUGGGCCAGAUCUUCCCUCCUCUUCCAAGCCGGGCUUUGCGGAGAGAGGGAGGGAGGGAGGGAGAUAAGGAGGCAGCAGCAGGCAGGAGCUGGGCGGAGUGUCCCUGGGCCCCCUCCUCCCAGGGAUGGGCGGGGGCGCUAUUCCCAGCCGCUUCUCGAGGCAACAGCAUCACUUUGCUGGGAGUCUUCCUAGCUAGGGAGCCGGGCCGGCGGCGGUGGAGGCAAGAGAGAGAGCGGAGGAGAGGAAGGAAGGAAGGUGGGGGAGAAGAAGAGAGAGAAGAAGGAAGAAAGAAAAAGGAGAGAGGAAGGGAGGGAGAGAGAUAGAGGGAAGCAGCAGCCUCUUUCCCCAGAUUGCCUGUCCCACUUUCCUCCUCCCCAGUUGAGUUUGUUCCAGUCGGGCAGAAGCCGAGAGCCAGGAGCUGGGCAGAGGGCUGAGCUGCUUGAGCCCCAGCCUAAACCCGAGCCGGAGCUGAGGAGAACUGGGCUCGGCUGCGCUCGCUCGGACGGGUUGCACCGGCUGGGUUGGGUUGGGCUGGGCUGGGCUGGGCUGGGCUGGGUUGGGCUGGGCUAGGCUAGGCUAGGCUGAGCUGGGUUGGGCUGGGUUGGGUUGGACUGGGCUGGGCAAGGCUCGUGGACACUCCAGGCUGCCCGGAGAGGAGUGAGACGGGCGAGGACCCCCGCAGGAGUCGUUUGGGCUUUGGAAAGAAGGAGCACAAUCGCCGAGGACAGCUCCUAGAGCCCCCCUGGGCUGGAGGCGCCGGCUGCGCUGGGACUUCACUGCCUGCUGCCGCUGCCGCUGCCGCUGCUGCUGUUGCUGCCGCCGCCGCUACUCGCUCGCUUCCGCGGCUUGGUCAGGUGGUGCCAGGAUGAAUUUGCAGCCAGGACAAUGAGGGAGGAGUGUACAACCUGCUCAGGAGGGACUUUCUCCAAGUGAGACUAGACGCCUGCCAGACUGACUCUAGCGCGAGAACUAUGAGGCUGGUAUUAAUGUUCGCCUGCGUCGUGCUGUUCGGGACAGCAGGACUUGUGGUCUUCAUGCACCUGCAGGACCCAGUGGAAAUCAUCCCUCAGCAGACAGCAGGAGUAAAGUAUAAUGCUCAACGCCACCGAAACGACUGUCCAACAGGCAGCAGCCAGGAUGGCAAAGGGACGGGGCAUAAAGCCGGAGCCUUGGCAAGGGUCGCUCCCCAGGGCUCCCCGGGCCCAGGGGCACGGAGCCAGGAGCAGCAGCUGAAUGGCUUGGUGCUGCUGGUGAGAGACCAGGCAAAGCCUGGGCCAGAAGGUGGCCGAGUCCAGCUCCGGCAGCGCCGGAGGAGGCUCCUCAUCAAGAAGACGCCCAUCGUCAUUGCUCUCAACAGCUCCACCAUCACCCUGGCUCAGCUGGGCCCCCGGGAAGGUGGAGCCCCCGAGGGUCACUGGCGCCGCCUCUACCAGGUGCAGCAUGAGCGAAAGAGGAUCAUGAGAGACACGUGCGCCAAAUACAAGAGCAACAGCCGCAGGGUCAUCACGCCCUACCACGUGUCCCGCAUCUUCGUGGAGGACAAGUACCGAGUCUUGUACUGUGAGGUGCCAAAGGCUGGCUGCUCCAACUGGAAACGGGUCCUGAUGGUCCUCAGCGGCCUGGCCUCCUCCACCAGGGACAUCCAGCACAACACCGUCCACUAUGGCAACACUCUGAAGAGGCUGGACGGCUUCGACCGCCAGGGCAUUUCUCACCGCCUCAACACCUACACCAAGAUGCUGUUCAUCCGGGAACCCUUUGAGAGGCUGGUCUCUGCUUUCCGAGACAAGUUUGAGCACCCCAAUAGCUACUAUCACCCAGUUUUUGGCAAGGCCAUUCUUGCCCGGUAUCGGAUGAAUGCCACACGGGAGGCUCUAAGGACGGGCUCGGGGGUGAGGUUCUCUGAGUUCAUCCAGUACCUGCUGGACGUGCAUCGGCCCGUGGGCAUGGACAUUCAUUGGGACCAUGUAAAUAGGCUGUGCAGCCCUUGUCUCAUUGACUAUGACUUUGUGGGCAAGUUUGAGAGCAUGGAGGAAGAUGCCAACUUCUUCCUGCGCCUCAUUGGGGCCCCCCAGAACCUGACCUUCCCCAGGUUCAAAGACAGGCACUCGAAUGAGGAGCGGACGACCACGAGGAUCGCCCACCACUACUUUGCGCAGCUGUCGCCUCUGCAGAGGCAGCGCACCUAUGACUUUUACUACAUGGAUUACUUGAUGUUCAACUACUCCAAGCCCUUCGAUGACCUGUAUUGACAGCCAAGGUGGAAGGGCCUGGCUUGGGUCUGCUCCAGGGGCCCGGUCUGGGUCUAAUCUAGGACCCGGUCUGGAAGGACGGGGUGUCUUCACUCUGGGAGCUGGCAUUCCCAGAAACACUUUGUAUUUCCUCACUCUGGGAGCUGGCGUUUCCCAGAAUACCUGCCCUUCCCAGAAGGACCUGUCCAUGGAGACCAUGCCCAAGACGGAGAGAUGGUGGGGGCUCUGGUGCCCUUUCAGGAAUCAGUGCCAUGGCUGUACUCGGCUGUGAACUAAGUGAUGGCAGCGGGAGUGUGUGAGUCAGCACGGCAGGGAACUCGGCCCCCCUCCUCCAUUCUGAGGCUAACAGUGAAGCCCCUACAGUGCAGUGGGGCUCGAGGUAGCAGCUGUAAAAGCACAGCGCCGUGGUGUCCCGACCAGGUGGGCUCACGGAGAGCUCGGGGAUCAUGAGCCAGAGAGGUCUGACACCGGAGGAAUCGGAGGCUGAGGCUCUGCGCACCGGUGGGAAGGUGGGGAGGGAAUUCUCGGACCCCAUAUUCCGUUUUCCUUUGGCUCUGCAGGCAGAGAUCCCUGUGGAAUUGGGUUCUCAAUAAAGCACAUGUUUUCCAA